AUGACACAUACCACUGGGUCCAGUGCAAAGCCAUCCAGUCCUGGGAGCUUACCGACAUCACCAAAGCCAAAUCGGGGUUCUACAAUACAAACGACGAAUACCGCACGAGGGGGCUCGUCGGGAACCACACAUGCAAACUCUACACCGAAUCCAGAAACAUCAAACCCAACUUCUACGCCGAAUUCAAAAAUGACGGAUAUCGCACAUGGUGGUUCCUCUGGACCAACUAAUCCAACUUCUGCACCUACUACACAAACAACUGGUACCACGCAUGGUGGCUCCUCGGCGACUUUUUUAGCAGAGUCCUCCGGCCAUCCCUCGAAGACCACGUCUUCAGGUCCAGGUGCUACCAACUUCCCAGUAAUCUUUGGUGGACUUGUCAAGGAUGGCGACCAUGCUCUAGACAACAGAAACACCAAGACAGAUUAUCUGAAUAAGAUCAAAACCACCAAGGAUGAAAUCAAAGAUUACCUCGAUAAACUACCUGACCAGCCCGACGUUAAGGGUGUUCAAUGCUCUGGUAACAAGCGCAAACGUAGUUUGCUAUCUAGCAUUUCAGGUUUGGCGGGGAAUAUUGGGAAGCUUGUUACUUGCGCGGACCAGGUUUUGGACAACAUAGAUCAUGUUGUCAAGGGUGUUCAUCCAGAUAUUAAGGAAUUUGGCGAUUUGACUGACGCUAUUGAUGAGAUUGGGAAGGAUAUAAGAGAAACCGACGACAACAACAAGCAAUCUUCGGCAAAGCAAUCUGAUCACUCCACCCAGACCACUAAUGCAUCGGAGCCUGAGUCGUCAUGUACUAAGACGACAGCACCCGUGUGUACAGUGACUGUUUAUCUGUCAACUUCACAUUUCCCUUCUGGCUCAGGUUCAACACUGCUGACGAAAACAAAAACCAAAUGUGAUACUACGACUGCAUGCUCCGCAAAACCAACAACCCAGACUACUACUAUCUCAGGAGAUGCAUCAUGUACUCAGACAGCUGUACCCAUAUGUACAGAGACCAUUUCUCUCUCAACCUCAUAUUUCCCCACCAUGUCAGGUUCGAGUAGUUCAGGCUCAAUAGUGUUCACUAAUACCGCCACUUCUUGUGUAACAACAAGUGCCUGUGAGGCUAUAGCACCAACUAUGACCACCAUAGUAUCAGGGACAAUAACUUCAUCAAGCUUAAGCAAACUGCUCCUAAUAUAUAGAGACCUGGACCAAAAGGACAACCCCAUUAUAGAAAAAUUCGACCAAGAGCUUAAAGAACAGGUUGGAGCAAGCAACGUGUACACGGCCGGUAGUAGUAAUUCUUCUCUUGGGAUUCUUAUGUGGGCUGCUCCUUUAAAUUCUACCCAGGUUGAAGAAUUUAACAAAAGCUCUGCGGUUGCUGAUAUUGGACCUGGUGGUAAUAUAAGAAUAGAAUGGUUCUCUCAAAACAGCACAGCUGGUCCUUUGCUAUCUCGGAAAAACAAAAGGACUGAUAUUUAUAAAAGAAACGACGAAAGUUACCUUGUUUCCCAAGUCAACGCAGAUACCUCACUGAGAGUCGUAUCACAGCCGAGAAACGUGCCUAUGAUUAAUCUGAUUGAUGAUUACAGAUAUAAUUCUGCUGCAGGCGAGGGUAUAACUGUCUACGUAGUCGAUUCUGGUGCUAAUACCUUUCUUUCCGAAUACCGGGGAGUGGUAGGCAAUAUACGUUGGCUGUUCCGUGCAAACCCUAAUAUUCCAGGCGCUUGGCCUAACAAAGAGUCUGAUGAAACUGGCCACGGAACUUGCAUUCUUUCCAAAAUAGCAGGGCCACGAUAUGGUGUUGCUAAGAAGGUGGAUGUAGUAAUAGUCAAGACGUUCUCCGGGGAGUUUGACAAAGAAAUGCAAGAUUUCGAGGUGAUAAGCGUGUGGAGUGCCGUUAAGCAAGACAUUGAGAACAAUAAUCUUCAAGGGAAAGCAGUUGUCAACUAUUCUGGAGGAGGAAUCGCCAGGCAUAACAACGUUCCCAUAAUAUGUUCUGCUGGCAAUGAUGGGUGGAAUCAAAGCCCCAUACAGCAUUAUCCAGCGUGUAUGAGUGAUGGUGUAGACGGUAUUAUUGUUGUAGGAGCUACAGACAACGAAGGGCGUAUUGCAGCCUUUUCUCAAACCGGACCUGAGGUGUCUGUGUUCGCAUCUGGCGUUAAUGUACCCUGUUCAGGCGAUUCCGGUACCCCGGAUGAAACAGUAUUUCGGUCAGGGACAUCACAAGCCACAGCCGCAGUUGGUGGCCUUGCUGCCCUUUUGCUAUCAAUGGAAAAAUAUCGAGCUGAGUUACAGGAGCAAGGGAAAAUUGCUGGUAAUCUCAGAAUACUUAUCAUGAGAUUGGCCUAUCCAAGACACGGAUCGGUGAGGGUUAUAUGGAAUGGGGAAAUCGGCGGUAGCUGCGCUCACCCUGUACGUAGGGAUGAAACAAAUGUACAGGCUUGCAAAUCUCGCGCAUCAAGCAUAUCUGCCAGCACGUCUACUAGAAAGUCUACCAGCAAGCCUGGCCUGUCGUCGACAAUUACCUCUUGUUCUCCAGUCUCUGCACCUGCGACAACGCAUUCGGGGACUACAUUGCCUGCGACGAGAUAUUGCACAUGCAAUGACGGUAUGACGGCCGGUAUUGGAACUACUGUUGGCAAGGAUUCCUUGACGGCCUAUACUUGCCAGUUUGAAGGAGUAACAACAAUGGCCUUGACCACCGUAAUGCCUACAAAUAAACCCGGUGUAGGGGGGGUUCCAGGGUGUGCUGCGUAUCCUGCAACGACCGGGACGUCAGCCUAUUCAAGCUAUGAUCCAAAGAUCCCAGAGCCAACUACUACUGCUGCCCCUGCACCCGCCGUAACAAACCCUCCAGGGACCUGCAAAACAAAUGUCUUUCUAGGGUACGAAAAGAUUGGAGUUGUCAGUGGAUAUAUGAUAAAAGCAAAUAUCAUGGAUCCAAACGGGGUUCAAAUCGGCUACAAUGAAACACGUGCACCCCUUGAUGACGGAGAAUCAUUGCCGAUAGACAGCAAGCUUCCCUGGGUUCUAGUCCUGACUCAAGGCAUUGAUGGGAGCCCUGAAAACUUGAGCCCUGGCCAAGCUGUGCUAGGGAUCGAUUUUGGAUAUGCCAACGAACACUGGGAUAAUUUUUCGAAUAAUUGCUCCAGGUGGGUGGACGGUGGACCUGACACCGCCCAGCCGCUAAAAGAAUAG
Talaromyces rugulosus is the source of this 3189-nucleotide messenger RNA. RefSeq lists its product as uncharacterized. The coding region runs from base 1 to 3189 and encodes 1062 amino acids. Gene Ontology annotation, molecular function: serine-type endopeptidase activity. The record is from RefSeq and is a predicted model, not a curated record. The transcript is spliced from 8 exons. Lineage: Eukaryota; Fungi; Ascomycota; Eurotiomycetes; Eurotiales; Trichocomaceae. Gene Ontology annotation, biological process: proteolysis.